This is a messenger RNA of Lymnaea stagnalis (great pond snail), 348 nucleotides long. NCBI's taxonomy places the organism in Eukaryota, Metazoa, Mollusca, Gastropoda, Lymnaeidae. The record is from the annotation of a GenBank genome assembly.
CGGACAGAGACUGACCUGUGUAAGAAAGAGGUUGAAACGACGAGUGGCCCGGGCACUGGUGCACGUAAGGGCUCGGUGCCUCUACACGUGGGUCAGUCCCCGUCACAGUUGGGCCAGUCGCCUGAACAUGUAGGCCAGUCGCCUGUACAAGUGGAUACGUCGUCUCCAUUGGUGGGUCAGUCCUCAGCAAGUCCACCCGUUAAGAACAGCCCUGUCGUCGUCAGGUCCAAGCCUCAAGUGUCCAGUGAUGAUUUCAUCGUGGAGAUACGGGAAACUGGGGCACAGGGGAAACAGAUCAAGGUGACCAGUCGACCUCCUAGGAAGUACGCCAGUCAGUUGUUAGUAUGA